ACCUGUAAGAGCAACACUGACAAGUACGCAUUAGAUAAGCGUAAGGUAAAACCUAAAGAAUUGGUUAGGUUAAUUUCAAACUAAUAUUCUAGAUUUUAGUUUAUUAAGAGCUAAUCGAUAAAAUUUUAAACUACAGAAAAGAAAAAAUUGUGUAAGUAUAGAAUAAAAGUAUAACUAUUACAUAAAUCAUUCUAAAUUUAGGUAACAAUUUUACUCUGUCGAGUUUUGUGACUUUAGCUAACCAAAUAACAUUUGAAUUAAAAUUUAUCCAACAAUGGAAGCAAGCUCUAAUUUAAUCAAAGUUCAUUUAGCUAAUUAUUUAGCAAAUUUGCCAUUACCAAAUUCAUUUACUGGUAUUUUCAAAUUAGGAAUUUCUGAUAUCGUAAAAUUGAUUCCAUUUUAUGCUACAGUUGGUGGUGUAUGUUACAUUUCAUAUAGAUUUGUUUGUCCAAGAAGUCCUGUUAAUCCUUCUAUUAAAAAGGAGUCUUCUAAAGUAGCUGAUGUAUUUGCUAUUGAAGAGCUUGGUGACAGUACUGCAUUCUGCCGUUGCUGGAGAAGUUCAAAAUUUCCUUUAUGUGAUGGUGCUCAUAAUGUAUACAAUAAAUUGUGUCAAGAUAAUGUUGGUCCAUUGAUAGUAAAAAAUAAUAAAUAGAGGAUUUAAUUCUAAAUAACUAGAUAAAACAAAUAUUUUACCUUAUUUUAGUUUGUUUAAUAGUUGUUAACAAUGUUCAAAUGAAAAAAAAACAUUUUUUUUUUUGCAUUUAUUUAUGUGUAUUUCUUUAAAUUUAUUAAUAUUAAAACAUUUAUUCAUGUUACA
Molecule: messenger RNA, 817 nt
Organism: Daktulosphaira vitifoliae (grape phylloxera)
Lineage: Eukaryota; Metazoa; Arthropoda; Insecta; Hemiptera; Phylloxeridae
Gene: Cisd2
Product: CDGSH iron-sulfur domain-containing protein 2 homolog
Exons: 3
Coding region: 275-652 (125 amino acids)
Biological process (GO): regulation of autophagy
Cellular component (GO): intracellular membrane-bounded organelle; mitochondrial outer membrane
Molecular function (GO): 2 iron, 2 sulfur cluster binding
Source: RefSeq, a predicted model, not a curated record